AUGUGCUCAUCACUUCCUCCGAGAUAUGAAGUUCGCGUUCUUGGACCAGAACAUACAGAAUGGGUUGGGGCUAUUUGCGCCCAUACGAAUAUGUUCUUCUCUCCACUGUGGCCAGUUCUGUAUCCCGAAAACAGAACUGAGCGGACAUAUCAAAUGUUCAGUACAGGGCACUACAUGAUGAAGCACCAGAUCGACUCUGGAUUUUCCCUUGGUAUCUUUGACAAAGAGUACCAAUUCAAGCGACCAGAGUCUGCAGCUACUGGAGGCAAGCUGUACUGGGACCUUGACGACGCGAGUGCUACUGAGCGCGACCUCGAGAACCAGAUGGAUUUCCCAUUGGUUUCAGUUGCUAUGGCUUAUGAUGGCAUCGAUGAGCUUGAUAUGGAAAAGAUGAAGCCGGUUAUCGGGACAUUACCCUUGUUCGCAACAGCCUACAAGGCUUUAAACGAACUCGACACGCGCGACCCUGCCUCAUGGAAACCCAUUAGUCGCGGUCAGGUACUGAUGCGCAACGCCACUAGUACGCGCGGACCAUACGAAGGCCGUGGACUCAUGAGGAAGUUGGCCGAAGAGAUGAUGAAACGCUCGGCAACGCUAGGUUUCCGGGGUAUCCAAAUUGAGACUGGCUCUGAAGCUGUCCUCAAGGUUUGGUCGACUCCCCCGGCGCAGUUCAACGCAAACGUCAUUGGGAAGGUACACACAACCACCUAUGAGGAAAAGAAUGAGUCUGGAGAGACAGUUUAUCCGUUUCGACCAGCAAAUCUCAAUCUCGGCAAAGUUUAUGUGGAUCUCAAGACCGCAGGAUCCCAGUGA
Penicillium waksmanii is the source of this 813-nucleotide messenger RNA. RefSeq lists its product as uncharacterized. Lineage: Eukaryota; Fungi; Ascomycota; Eurotiomycetes; Eurotiales; Aspergillaceae. The coding region runs from base 1 to 813 and encodes 270 amino acids. The record is from RefSeq and is a predicted model, not a curated record. The transcript has a single exon.